AUGACUGAGUGUGGUUUGAGCCACGUUUAUUGUUGUUGGGUUAGGGUAGGGUCAGUGUUGUUAAUUCAUUGUUUUUCUUCUUCUUCUUCUUCUUCUUCUUCUUCUUCUCUUCAUUCCUGCUCUCCUUCAUCACAAUCAUCAAAACAUGCCAGACUUCAAGAAUCUCAUCUCUCUGAAUGGUUCCAAAAAGGGUAUCAAAUUACAACCUCAUCAACGCCAAACUAA
This is a messenger RNA of Bipolaris oryzae ATCC 44560, 225 nucleotides long. RefSeq lists its product as uncharacterized. The coding region runs from base 1 to 225 and encodes 74 amino acids. The transcript has a single exon. Lineage: Eukaryota; Fungi; Ascomycota; Dothideomycetes; Pleosporales; Pleosporaceae. The record is from RefSeq and is a predicted model, not a curated record.